Molecule: messenger RNA, 1253 nt
Organism: Rhodamnia argentea
Lineage: Eukaryota; Viridiplantae; Streptophyta; Magnoliopsida; Myrtales; Myrtaceae
Exons: 4
Coding region: 20-1006 (328 amino acids)
Source: RefSeq, a predicted model, not a curated record
CCAUCGCCCCUCCCAAAAAAUGCUCCUUUUCCAUGUCAUGUUCCUUCCCCCUCCACCCACUAUAACAAGAAACCACCUCUUCCUCUCUCAUCGUCUCUCACCUCCCCCACCUCUCUCUCUCUCUCUACAUCCGAACGCAGCCUCAAAGCUCCUCCUCCUCCUCCUCUCGCCACCGCCCAUCGCCACCACCGCCGCCGCUCCGAUGGCGUCCUCCGAUCCCCAGGCCGACCCGCAGCGCCGCCAGCACGUCGUCGUAAUGCGCCAUGGUGACCGCAUCGACAACUUCGAGCCGCUCUGGGUGUCCACGGCGGCCCGACCCUGGGACCCGCCCCUCGUCGAGGCGGGCUGGGUCCGGGCGUUCUGCACCGGCCGCAAGCUCCGGGAUCAGCUCGGCUUCCCGAUCCACCGCGUCUUCGUGUCCCCUUUCCUCCGCUGUGUCCAGACGGCCUCCGAGGCCGUCUCCGCCCUCUGCGCCGUCGACGACGAGGACCUCACCACCACGAACUCGGAGGCCCUCUCCAUCGAUCCGUCAAGGCUCAAGGUUUCAAUUGAGUAUGGAUUGUGCGAGAUGUUGAACCGGGAAGCCAUCAGAUAUCCUCCUAAAGAUGGGGAUUGGGGUUUUGACAUUGCUGAGCUUGAAGCCAUGCUACCGACUGGUACAGUGGAUCAUACAGUAGAAAGAGUGUAUAAACAGAUGCCACAAUGGGAAGAGACAGUAUUGGGCGCACGAGCUAGAUAUGAGCAAAUUAUUGUUGCCCUAGCUGAUAAAUGUCCUUCAGAAAACUUGCUGCUUGUCACACAUGGGGAAGGAGUUGGAGUGUCUGUCUCAGCAAUUUUGAAGGAUGCAACAGUUUACGAUGUAGAGUAUUGUGCGUAUUCUAAUCUCGAAAGACCAAUCUUUCUGAAGGACGAGUCGUUUACUGCUGGAAACUUUGAGUUACUCACAAACCCUGGCCAAACUGGCAUAAGUUACUUGCCCUCGAGCAGGCUCUCUGAUGGCUUGUGACUGAAAUAGUCAAUUGCCGUCCUAUGAUUGAAGGGAAAGAGGAUCCAAAUCAAUCCCUCUUUGGAACUUGUAGUUUCAGGAUGUGAACUUUUAGUGGCGCGAUUCUCAUCGGUCCCGUGAUUGUAUUGCUGAGACAAAACUUGUUAGAAUGAUGUCUUUGUUUAUGAUUGUUGUCGGUAAUUAUUAUUUUACAACGACAAAAGAGCUACUUUUUUACAACAAACCACUGCUGUUUUGCUGUGUGAUG